ACUCGACCACACAAUGGCAUCUCCGGCGUCGCCCGUCGUUAUCCAGAUGCCUUCGCGCACCAACGGCGCCGGGGCGGCCCCUACUACGCCCAAGGAUUCCGGCGAUUUCGCCGCCAUGGCGCCCACACCUUCCGGACCUACUAAAGCCACCGUGACGGACAAGGCCAUGUCGAGCGUCGCGAACCUCGCGCAGCUCCUGCCGACCGGCACGGUACUGGCGUACCAGGCGCUGGCCCCCUCCUUCACCAACCACGGCAAGUGUGAGGAGACCCCCACGAACCAGUGGCUCACCGCAGCUUUAGUCAUCGUUCUCGCCGCCUCGUCUCUCGUCUUCUCCUUCACGGACAGCGUCGUCGGCCGCGACCAGAAGCUCUACUACGGCAUCGCCACGCCCCGCGGUUUCAACGUCUUCAACUUCUCCAGCGACGAGGAGAAGCAGCGGUGGGAUCCCGCCGAGUUCCGGAGGCUGCGCAUCCGGCCGCUGGACUUCAUGCACGCCGUCUUCACGGCCCUCGUUUUCCUCGCCGUGGCGUUCAGCGACGUUGGGCUACAAAACUGCUUCUUUCCCAACGCCGGUAGGAACACGGAGGAGCUGCUCAAGAACCUGCCGCUGGGCAUAGCGUUUUUAUCGAGCUUCGUGUUCAUGGUUUUCCCAACAAAAAGGAAGGGCAUCGGCUACAGCGACACUACCCCUCAGAAGAAGGUCACUUAGUAGGGUUUAGACCAUCUUUUCUAACAGUUAAAUUAGAAUGUGUA
Lolium rigidum is the source of this 756-nucleotide messenger RNA. RefSeq names its product protein DMP10-like. The record is from RefSeq and is a predicted model, not a curated record. NCBI's taxonomy places the organism in Eukaryota, Viridiplantae, Streptophyta, Magnoliopsida, Poales, Poaceae. Bases 14 to 712 code for a protein of 232 amino acids. The transcript has a single exon. Gene Ontology annotation, biological process: endomembrane system organization.